ACAAGUAUGAACAACAAUGGAGGCAACGACGAAGCCCUCAACCUCUCCCUCUCCACAGCAACUCCACCACCAUGGUCAACAACUAUCCGUAUCUCCACGCGCCACCACCGCCGCCGCAUCCGCCCAAACCAAACUGCCGGAGCAGGAGCAGGAGCCAUCCCGCCGCCGUAUCCAUGGGCCACGUCGCGACGCGCCGCCGUGCACGACCUCCGCCACCUGCAGGCGAGCGGGAUAAGCAGGAUCGCCGGAGACGUGCAGUGCAAGAGGUGCGAGAGAACGUACGAGGUGGAGUUCGACCUGCAUGAAAAGUUCAGGGCGGUGGCGAGUUACGUGGUGAGGAACAGGGAGGAGAUGAGGCAGCGGGCCCCGGCGGCGUGGAUGAACCCGACCCUACCCGACUGCAGAUACUGCGGGCAGGGUAACUGCGUGAAGCCCGUGUUGACGACGAAGAAGAAGUCGAUUAACUGGCUGUUCUUGUUCCUGGGUGAGUUGAUUGGGUGCUGCAAACUCGCUGAGUUGAAGUAUUUCUGUAAGCAUACUAAGAAUCAUAGAACUGGAGCUAAAGAUAGGGUUUUGUAUCUCACUUAUUUGGAGAUUUGUAGGCAGCUUGAUCCUAUUGGCCCUUAUCAUCCUUGA
Messenger RNA from Erythranthe guttata (spotted monkey flower), 636 nucleotides. RefSeq lists its product as uncharacterized. Lineage: Eukaryota; Viridiplantae; Streptophyta; Magnoliopsida; Lamiales; Phrymaceae. The record is from RefSeq and is a predicted model, not a curated record.